UCACGCUUGUCUGAACGCUGCUAAGGUUCUCACAGUGGAUAGACAUCAGAAAGGUGGUGGCAGGUGAUAAGAGGAUGUUCUAGACACGUCACUUCUGCUCAGGUUAGGUCACCAAGGAUGUAUCAUGCUACCAAAUCCCGUCCUUGUUCUGCUUUCCAUAUUCGCAAUGAUGACAGGCAUUCAGCCAAGACAAAUUCUCAUCCCAGCCUCCAUGCUAUUCGUUGCCCUGCAUGCCUCACUGAUGUUCAUCCACUUCCGUGCUACCCGAGAUCUAUAUCUCAAAUAGGACGAGUAAGGGGACAGAGAACAUGAUAGACACACUCCUGGCUGCAAGUCGCCGUCUCGCCCUCAGGUACGUACUUGCACACAUCAUCGUGUUCACAGUCGUCCAUGCAGUUCUUCCACUCAGUAGUUUCUUUCUUGUACCAGGCGCCAUCGACUUUCUUCUCGCAUACGUCCUAUUGAAAUUAGUUUCUGGUUUGGACACUAAAGACUACUGGAACAGGGCUAUGGCAACUUACUUUCUCGCAGUGUUCAAGGCGGUAGAUAUCGCACUUCUUGCAGAUAAUGGAUUCUUUCCUACCGCCGCCGCCGCCGGCGAGGACGAGGGUAGAGGCGGCUGCCAUGAUGAGGAGGGAGAGCUUCAUGCUUGGGAGUGGAUUGAUGGGGAUUGAGUUAUUGUGGUUGAUGGAAGUGGUUUCGUGGUGAGGUGGAGGUUGAGUGUGUUGAACGUUGAUUGUUGUUGGGGAAGAGAAGAGAGAGGUAGGGUGAGGGGGAUUAUAUACUUGUGUCGAGCAGGGAGAAGCAGAGCUCUAGGUAGACAGGUGCGUAACGCACGGUGAGUGAGCGGUAACGUGCGUUGAGUGAGCGGUGGUCACUUCGCAAUUGCUGCAAAAUUGAGAGUCAAGA
This is a messenger RNA of Alternaria rosae, 909 nucleotides long. RefSeq lists its product as uncharacterized. The transcript has 2 exons. Bases 309 to 674 code for a protein of 121 amino acids. NCBI's taxonomy places the organism in Eukaryota, Fungi, Ascomycota, Dothideomycetes, Pleosporales, Pleosporaceae. The record is from RefSeq and is a predicted model, not a curated record.